Stegodyphus dumicola is the source of this 4766-nucleotide messenger RNA. Its product is annotated as leukocyte elastase inhibitor-like. The record is from RefSeq and is a predicted model, not a curated record. NCBI's taxonomy places the organism in Eukaryota, Metazoa, Arthropoda, Arachnida, Araneae, Eresidae. Gene Ontology annotation, molecular function: serine-type endopeptidase inhibitor activity.
AUUAAAAGGAUGGGUUAUUGAAUGAAAACGGUCAGAAUACUGUUUGUUUUGAAGCCGUGAGCGUUCUUACCUGACAGCAUCUUCAUUCAGGAUAUUCGACGAUACAGUUAUACAUAUCGAGUCCAGGUAUCUGAUGUCAACGAGAAAUAUGUUUCGAAUGCUGAGUGUAUGGCUCGUGACGUGGGUUUUAGUAUCGUCUCGCUACCUGGCGUCUGAAGCUCAAAUAAGGCCACUUACUUUUGCUAUGCGUAAACUCGCAUUCUCUACGAACCAGUUUGGAAUUGAUUUGUAUAGAGCCCUCAAAGUACCAAAAAAUGAGGUUGUGGCUUUUUGUCCAUUUUGCAUCAGUACAUCAUUGGCCAUGAUCCUUUUAGGAGCUCAAGGAAGAUCAGCUAAUGCACUUCAACAAGCCUUAUACUUGUGGGGUGUACGACAAGAAGAUGUCCAUAUUGCUUUUCACGAUUUACUGAUUCACCUUCGUGACAACUUACAAGUAACACCAGGCCAUCACAUCCCAGAUCAUUUGGGCAAUGGUAAUGGUGGCUAUAGGCAAGAAUAUGGUGUUCAAGAUUUUGAAAUAUUGCUUUUCAAUAGCAUCUAUGUCCAAAGAGAAUAUAGCAUUCUCUACCAUUACCAGAAGUUUUUGCAUACUUUCUAUAACACAUCUGUGCAUCCUCUCGACUUUAGCAUGUACGGAGAGGAAAGCAGACUCCACAUUAAUGCCAUAGUCGAAAAGCAAACAAAAGGAAAUAUUAAAAACAUUCUAGAUCAACCAUUACCAAAGACCACAAGUGUUCUUUUGCUCAAUGCCUUGUCGUUUGAUGGUGUAUUAGACAUGAGCGGAUCAACUACGAAUCCAACGGCAGAAGACGUGCAUCGAAAUUCCCAGUAUAAUCAAUUCAAUCAAGGAUACAAUAAUCAUCCUUUCAGUCUCAAUCACGCUUUUCAGCCAACGCAUAGCAGAUUACCCCCUAUAGGAGGACCAGGGUCAUAUUAUGCUCCAUCAUUUUCUCAAGCAAUGACGUAUGCAGCAGCUACUCCAUACAACUCUCACAAUUUUAUCACGCCACCUACUAGGACAAGACAAGGAGGUCUUCGACAUGGUACCUAUGAUUACCUUGGAUGUACUGGAGUAGAAGUACCCUUUCGAAGUGGCCUGCUUUCCCUAGUGCUCUUGAUUCCCAGUGAUACUAGUAGUAUGAAUAUGCUUGAGACUCGGCUCAAUGCCCAGCAUAUUACCGACAUUUUAGGCACCAUGCAGUCGAAAAAUGUUAUAUUGGAAAUGCCACACAUCUCUUUCGAAGACAGCCCAAAGAAUCUAACCCAAGCUCUAUUUCGGAGUGGCCUCGUCGACCUCUUCACGCCUGGCUUUGCGGAACUUCUCGGCAUGAGCGAUUUCCGAUGGCUUCAUAUUACCAAUCUUAUCCAUAAAAUCAAUGUGAACAUCAAGAACGGAAAUAACUUGAAUCAUCAGCAAACCGCUCCACCCAGUGGCCAGGAAACUAUUCACAUGAGUCUCCAAGACAAGCCUUUCCUUUUUUUCGUUAUUGAUAACAUCAGCGGCUUGGCCUUAGCGAUGGGAAAGAUGGCAGGUCGACGCUUGUAAUUUGAAAAUUAUUUAUUUAAGAGCAAGGUUUAAUCGAGCAGAAACCUAUUCAUUAGCAGAAACCUUCAAUUCAUCCCAGAAUGCAUGGUUCACUAUAAGUAAUGAUUUUUUAAAGAUGUAUUUUAGGCACUUAAUAGUGGUAUGGUUUGCCAAAUACUAUAUUUAAACAAGUUUUUUUCCUUUAUAAAUUUUAAUACUAAAGAUAUAACCACAGUUAGCUCUUAUAAAUUCUUCAGGAGACUGUCAGUUUGAAGAAAUAUGAAAAGCUGUGCUGUAUGCUUUUUAUUAGUUAAGAAGUAUCAAGAAGCUGUGUUACGAUAUACCCAAAAUGUUGCCCUUUUUGUAUAAAUUUAAUGAUAAGCAAGUUAUUCUUAAUGUGCACAUAUAAGUGUCUUUUUCCUAAAAUUACAAAAUGACUGUUUUACAGUAGCGUAGCUAGGGUGGAGCAAGAGGGGACAUCUGUCCCCGAGCGCAGCAUCCAGGGGGCGCAAAACUGAUGUUGCGAAAUUUUAAAAUGAAAUGUUUUCCAUUCUUGGCACACAGAAAGGGGCGAAAAUUCUUCAGUUGUCCCCGGGCGCUGAAACCCCUAGCUACGCCUCUGCUGUUUUACGUACGUAUCAAUUAUUUUAUUAGCUCAUAAAGUAUCAUUUUUAAACGGAGAAAGCAAUCUUGAAAACAUAUUUGCUGCUCAGAAAUAUUCAUAUGUGCAUGCAUUUUGAAGUGAUAACGUAAAUAUACCACUUAAUUCUGGCAUUUAACAAGCCUUUCUGUGGAACCGAAGUUACUUAGUCAGUUUAUUCAUGAACUGCAAAACAUAAAAGAACCUAUUCUCUUUUUUGCCAUGGCAAUGAAUAAAGUUAUGUUUUUAAUCCUGAAAGUUCUUUCCAACAUUUUGAAGCAUUGUAAACCUACAAGACAAAAUAAGCUCAGCUAAGUUACACUGAAAGAAAGAUAUAUUGUUAGUACUACAAUAUAUUAAGCUAACUAUUUUUCGUGACAUUCAUAAUCAUUGGCAAAAUGAAGUAAAGCAAAAUUUAUACAUAAAAGAACUGAAAUGUGGGUAAAGCAGCAUUUUAAUCACGGAUUUACUAUUCAAUAACUGAAUAAUACACGUAUAAAGAGAGAGCAAGAGUCUAUAUUCCUUUCAUAAGUAAAAAAAUACAUUUCUUAUUUCUGUUUCGUUUGUAAUGCAGACAUUUUGCUCUACUAAUUAAGAGUUUAAGAGCUUAAUCUUGCUAAUAUUAAGGUUCUUCAAAAACAAUAAUUCUUCUACAUUGAUCUCUCUGAUAUUAUAACAUAAAUGUUUUACAACAUAUGUCUCUCAGAUAUUUUAAUUUAUGUAUUUUUGGUGUUUAUAAAAUGUGUUUAAAAUAUUGCAUAUUUCUAUCACUCAUAUUUUAUGUAUAUUUAAUUCUACAAAAUUAGAGAGAAUAUUUAGACAAUAAAUCCUUCUGUGUUAAGGAAAAACUAACUUUAGUUAUAUUUAAUAGUGAAUCGUUUCCUUCUGGCUUCUUUUCAUCAGACAUACUUAGAGUCUUACUUGUUUAGGAAGCAUAAAAUGUAGACCCUCCUGAAAACGAAAUAGCGAAUUCUCGCUAUGUCUAGGGGAAAAAAAAAAAAAAAAAAAAACGGAUGACUGGCGACAAAUGUUAUAAUAACCUUUUUAUUUUAGUUAACUGAACAGAACAUACUCACAAUUUAACCACCACUUGUGGCUAGGUAACUUAACACAAAAUAGUAUAUAUAAUCAGAAUGAAUUAAAUUUUAACUAUACGGCUGACCCCUACUUCAAUCUAAAUACCCUUUAUCGGCUGCACACAGCAAAGCCGACUCUAGAAUAUUAAUAUAAUUUAAAGUAAGCGGCUAGCACAAAAUAUUCAGCAAUAGACUGCAAACACGCGGCACAAACUUGUAACUAACUCUUCUGCCGCGAACUCUUCAAUUCUGCUACUUAAAUACUAUUUCCGAACUUAUUGAUAUUUGAAUAUACGUCAUUUAAAUUUGUAUUCUGGCAGAGAAUCGUAAUCGGAAAGGAAAUUUAUGGUCCUGAAAAUAAGUUGGGAAAACAUAUAUAGAAAUUUUUUAAUAAAAUUGCUAUGGGGGCGAAAAAGCAUGAAGGCAUUUUUAGCAUUAAAAUUUCAUGCCAAAUUUUAUACAGUUAUCUCACUGCUAGAAGCAUAAAAGCUAAGAUGGAUACAUUUAUUACAGUGUUUUCGAAAAUAUAUGAUUGGUAUUUAAUAGUGACAGUGAUGACAAUUUCAGGUUAUAAACAUGCUUUCUAACUUUUGGAGAAAGGUCAUCCCACUGUGCUUACACACAUCAGUUUCAUUCUGGUUUAAUCACAAAUGAGGUAUUUAAUUUUAUUUCAUUCAUUCAACUUUCAUUGUUUAAAAAUCAAGAUAUACUUUUGUUUUGUUUUCCUUUUGUGUGUGUGUAUGGUACACUAUAGUUUGACUUCUGUAGCUAUUUCAUCAUUUAUUUAAUUUGACAUUUUAUCUGUUACUCAAUGGAUAUAUUUAUUACACAUGUGCUUUUUUUAAGUAAUUUGAGUUGCACAAGCAAUAAAAAAUUAUAGAAAAACCUCUUUUGCAUUUCUUUAGCAUACAUCCUUUUACAUUGCUGCACUUAAAAAAAGAAGUAUUAGUGUGUUUCUAAAGAUGCGGCUGAACAGGUUGAUCCUCAAACUACAGAAGAAUGUCAGUCAGGUGUUAUCCCAAACAUUUAACCUAUUAUUCUGUAAGGUUUAUCCUAAGUUUUGAACAGUUAUUUUUAGUUAAAGCUACUUUCCUAUCUCUCCUAAUUUCAGCUUACCAUUUCCUACCAGGGUGUUUUUUUAGAAUCGCAGUUAAUGCAAAUGAGGAAGAGCGGUAUUUAAUUUGAAGUUCCACUGACUUUGUUAAAGAGACAGAGAUUCUGACAGCGUUUGCCAUUUGGCUACACUCUCUCUAAGCUAUUACUACGCUCGGCCGUAUUUCAGGCCCUUGAUAGCUUCGCCAGUUAGUUAACAUUUAGGGACCAGCUCCUUAGAAUUUUGAUAGCUUCGGCUAUAUCUUUUUAGCUAAGCACCAGUUAAGUUUUAUUUCUUAGUACUCUUGAGUUCAAGCCCAAGUGGAGGUUUCCUGUACGCUCUAAGAAAGGAGCCGACUGUACAAUUCUUAUU